AUGCUGCCAGGGAUAGACAUUCCCUUUGUAUGGCUCUCCAAGGCCAUCGGGGCCUCUGUCGAUGAGCUUAAGCUACUAGCGAUCUUCCUAGCCUCGUACCCGCUUGCAGCCAUCUUGAAACGACUUCCUGACGACAAGCCACAAUGGAAGAACAUAUUCAGCGUGGCCAUCACCCUCUUCUAUCUGCUCGGCGUCUAUGACCUUUGGGGUUCUGACAUUAUUGCUCAGGGCCACAUGUCAAUCAGCCACAUCGAACGACAAAGGAUUGACGACCCAAGUCUUGUAGACAUAACGGGCGGCCAAAUGGUGUUGAUCAUGAAACUACAUGGCUUCAGCUGGAACGUGCAUGACGGGAGACUCAAGGGCGAACUGUUGACUGACAAUCAGAAAGACCGUGCGGUAUACAAGAUGCCUAACCUGCUCGACUUUGCGGGCUAUGUUUUCUUCUUUCCUUCCAUUUUCACCGGGCCUGCAUUUGAGUAUGCCGACUACAGACGAUGGCUCGACGGAAGCAUAUACGAUUCGACGCCAGGUAGCAAAGCAACAGCACCUCCGACCAAGGGUAAACGGCGCAUCCCGCACUCGACAGUACCAGCGGUACGGAAAGCAAUUGGGGGUCUCAUCUGGAUUGGUGCCUACCUUCAGUUUUCCCAGUGGUACAACGUCCCAUUCUUCCUGUCGGACGAAUACAUGAAAUACUCGUUCCCUUACCGGGUCUGGCUGCUCCACAUGCUUGGGUUCGCCUCGAGGACAAAGUACUACGGCGUGUGGUCGCUCACCGAAGGUGCCUGCAUCAUGGCCGGAAUCAGCUACAAUGGCAUCGACGAGAAGACGGGCCAGGCGAAGUGGGACCACUUGGAGAACGUCAAUCCCUGGGGGAUUGAGACGGCACAGAACUCACGCGCGUACCUAGACAGCUGGAACAAAAACACCAAUAAGUGGUUGCGCAACUACAUCUACCUGCGCGUCACGCCCAAGGGCAAGAAACCAGGCUUCCGCGCCACACUGGCAACGUUCCUGACCUCGGCGCUUUGGCACGGCUUCUUUCCAGGCUACUACUUGACCUUUGUGCUGGCAGCGUUCAUCCAAACGGUGGCCAAGAACUUCCGGCGUUAUGUGCGGCCGUUUUUCCUGACGCCCGACGGGACCAAGCCGACGCAGUACAAGAUCUACUACGACGUGCUAGGCUACGUGGCGACGCAGCUGGCGUUCUGCUUCACGACGGCGCCGUUUGUGGUGUUGGGCUUCAACGACUCGCUCAAGGUCUGGGCGCGCGUGUACUUUUACACGGUUAUUGGGGUGGCGGCGUCGAUGGCCUUCUUCGCGUCGCCGGCCAAGCGCGCCCUGACCAAGCGUCUAGACAAACGCAACCACCCGUACCUGCGCAAGACCAUCGCCGAGGAGACUCAGUACCCGCCGACGCUAGGCCUGCCCAACGACCCAAUUCGCGAGAUCGACGAAGCCAUCGACGAGAUCCGCGCCGACAUCGAGACCCGCCGGCGCCGCGGCAGCAUGGUGACCAUGCCCAGCGGCGAGAGCCUCAAGAACGCCAUUGAGCUCAAGCUCGGCCGCAAGCUCGAGAUGCCUGAGUGGAAGCUGCCCCAGGUCUUUGGUGGUGAUCAUCAGCAGCAGCAGAAUGUCACAAUGGACAAGGCUCAGGCGAGGCAAAUUGCCAAAGCGGCCGCAGCGGCGACAGCAGAAGGGAAAAAGGAGAAAUGA
Fonsecaea monophora is the source of this 1719-nucleotide messenger RNA. RefSeq lists its product as hypothetical. Gene Ontology annotation, biological process: lipid modification; glycerophospholipid biosynthetic process. The record is from RefSeq and is a predicted model, not a curated record. NCBI's taxonomy places the organism in Eukaryota, Fungi, Ascomycota, Eurotiomycetes, Chaetothyriales, Herpotrichiellaceae. The coding region runs from base 1 to 1719 and encodes 572 amino acids. The transcript has 4 exons. Gene Ontology annotation, cellular component: endoplasmic reticulum; membrane. Gene Ontology annotation, molecular function: 1-acylglycerophosphocholine O-acyltransferase activity; 1-acylglycerol-3-phosphate O-acyltransferase activity.